Molecule: messenger RNA, 1368 nt
Organism: Eucalyptus grandis
Lineage: Eukaryota; Viridiplantae; Streptophyta; Magnoliopsida; Myrtales; Myrtaceae
Product: protein FAR-RED IMPAIRED RESPONSE 1-like
Exons: 4
Coding region: 105-1337 (410 amino acids)
Biological process (GO): regulation of DNA-templated transcription
Molecular function (GO): zinc ion binding
Source: RefSeq, a predicted model, not a curated record
CACAUCAUCGUUUAUGCACUUGGCACAUCAUACAAAAUGCCAUUAAAAACAUUCCACAGCUUUACCAUAAGCCGGAUUUUAGAGAUAAGUAUUUUUUUAGGCUUAUGUAUAGAUGUAAAUCGGAAGACAAAUUUGAAUCUAUUUGGAUGGAAAUGGAAGAGGAGUGGGAUACUCAGAACAACAAUUGGCUUCAGAGAUUAUACGGCCUUAGACAUAAAUGGAGUUCAGCUUUUGGUCGUGAUAUUUUUUCAUGUGGUAUAAGGUCAAGUCAAAGAAGUGAGAGCACUAACCAUGUCUUCCAGCAUUUUUCGAAGAAGACGUCAUCCCUUAUAAAAUUUGUCUACUAUUAUGAAGAGCAACUGAAGCACAUGAGAGAAAUUGAAAUUCAAGAUGAUUACAGGUCUCGUGGGAAGCUCAAAUUGCAGGUUUCGUCUAAUGAGCUCCUGGAACAUGCUGCUGCAGUCUAUACCCAUACUAUUUUUCAGAAGUUUUCUGAAGAAUUAAUGGAAUGUCUCUCUGUAGAUGUUUCAGGUACUACAUUUGAUGGAUCGGUUUAUUCAUAUAUCAUAAGGUGUCGACAUGAAUACCUUGUCAGAUUUAAUCCUGUGGAGUUAUCAAUUUCUUGUGAAUGCAAAUUAUUUGAGUCAAAAGGGUGGUUGUGUCGCCAUGCAUUGUACGUGUUGAAUCAGAAUAAAUCGAUAGUUAAGAGCAUUCCAUCUCCCUAUAUUUUGAAAAGAUGGACCAAGGGUGCCAAAGAAGGGAUUGUGAAUGAUGAAUCUUUGCCACCUAGUCCGUCUACAUUUAAUCGGUUUUGCACAUUAAUGCAAGAAUCUUUUAAGCUGAUGAGUUUGGGAGCCAAAGAUGUAAACACUAUGCAGAUAGUGAGGGAGAAUAUGCAAAUAGCGAAUGCUCAAAUUUCAUCAUACAAUUCAAGUAUGGCCGUGGCUGAUGACGCUGGUGAUGAUGGUGAUAAUGAGGCUUCUUUGUGUGAUAUCUCGAUAUUAGACCCCCAUCGAAGGAAAGGAAAGGGAAUCAGUUAUGGAAGACUAAAAAGUUCAACUGAGAAAAAGAAGAAAAAAUCUAUCAAAGGAAUGCCCCCAAUGCAAAUAGACAAUCGAGAGUUGGUUGUUCAAGCAACACGUAGUGAAACUCAUUUUCCAAAUUAUUUGAGUCAUCAAAAUCAGUUUCAAAGUAUCCUUUAUCCCAGCAACAUUGGUGGUCCUACCAUGAAUUUUCAUAAUCAGAUGCAGCAACCACCAUACAUCAUGCCAUCGGGGAUUAUGAAUGGAUUUUGCCAAUUUCCUAAUCAGAUGCAAUCAUCAUAUAUCAUGCCGUAAGCAAUUUCAAUGGAUUUUCUCCAUUCACUAC